AUGUCCUCAAGCGAUGUCUUCACCACGAGAGGCAGCUUGGCUGCCAUCCCCAUCGAAUGGGACGAAAGACACCUUGUCCCUCUCGUCACCUUGCUGGCAUCUACGCUCACAGCUUACAUGGAAACCUUUUUCCAGUUCUUUGCCUUCCACGUCGCCCAAGCCAUCUACCGCCUCUGGUUCCACCCGCUCUCCAAGUUCCCAGGCCCCGUCCUUUACUCCGUCUUUUACCUCCCCUACCUAUAUCAGGCUUAUAUCAAAGGACGAUGGAUCUUCAGGACCACAGAACUGCACCAAAGAUACGGCCCCAUUGUUCGAGUUGGUCCGAAUCACAUUAUUGUUGAUGGCGAGAUUGGGUGGCCUCAAGUGUUCGGACGCCGGAAAGCCGAUCAAUCCGAAUAUGAAAAGAUGCCCGCCGCCCACCAGGCCAAGGCGUACAGUAUUAUCGGUGCUACUAGGGACAUUCACCGGCGUCAGCGCCGGCAGUUGAACCAUGCAUUCAGCGACGUCGCCCUCGCCCAGCAAGAAGAUGUCAUCCAGGAAUAUGUGACGCUGCUCCUUGAGCGCCUUCAAACACGUGCUGAUGGAGCAGAGGCCGUAGAUGCGGUAAAGUGGAUGAACUGUACAACAUUCGACAUUAUCGGCGACCUGGCCUUCUCCGAGUCCUUUUCAAGUCUGCAGAACAACGCCGUGCACCCUUGGGUUAAGCUCAUCUUUGAUAGCGUUCGUUUCCUCGCGAUUAGGCGAUUCUUUGCCAACUUCCCCCUCUUGAAAUUUACGCUGUCCAUGUUCAGCAGUAAAUUUGGUACAAAACAGCAUCCUUCGAGAGACCACGCCAAGGACAAGGCACGUCGAAGAAUGGCGCUGGGACAAGAUCCUCCCAGCGGCCGCAAGGACUUCAUGUCGUACAUGCUUCGCAAGACCAGGGAUGGACAGGUCGGCAUGUCGGAGGAGGAAAUUCUCGAGACGUCUCCUACUCUUGUUCUUGCCGGCAGUGAGACCACGGCGUCAGCACUCUCUGCAUUCUGUUUCUACAUGGAUACGCAUCCACGGGCAUACGCGCAAUUGGCCGAGGAAAUUCGAACAGCCUUCAGCUCGGAAGAGGAAAUCACCAUGCAAAGUGCUUCACACCUGGAGUACCUGCAAGCCUGCGUCAACGAGGUUCUCCGAAUAUACCCGCCUGCCGCAGAAACGCCUGCCCGUGUCUCCCCCGGUGACUUUAUCGAGGGGACACUGGUUUCCGUCUAUCAGUGGGCAACGUUCCGCAACCCCAAACACUUCAAAGACCCGGAGUCCUUCAUCCCUGAGCGAUGGCUAUCCCCUGCUCACCCACUUUACGAUGAACGUUUCAAGGACGAUAACCACGCCGUAUUUCAGCCAUUUAGCUACGGUUCUAGGGAUUGCAUCGGCAAGAACCUCGCGAUUAAUGAGCUGCGCCUCAUCAUCAGUCGCAUGCUGUACCGCUUCGAUUUUGAGGUACUCGAAGGGCAGGAUGAUUGGCAUACGAAACAGAAAAGCUUCAUUAUUUGGGAUAAGAGCCCGCUGAUGGUUCAAUUCAAGACGCGACAGACAGCUAAUUAG
Messenger RNA from Metarhizium acridum CQMa 102, 1578 nucleotides. The record is from RefSeq and is a predicted model, not a curated record. Lineage: Eukaryota; Fungi; Ascomycota; Sordariomycetes; Hypocreales; Clavicipitaceae.